GUUAAAUUAAAGUUUAAAACUCUGGGUUUAUGGUUUAGCAAGCAUGGAUAAUUCAAGGGUUUUUUCAACAACAACAGCACGCGAGAUAUUCACAAACAACCUUGCUUCGGUGUCGCCUCAAUGUUCAAGCAAAAGUUUACCUUCGAAUGAACUCCAUCUGACCCCAAGCCAAGAUGACACGCAUCAAUGGUUGUAUGGGGGUCAUGACAUGCAUGGGGCAACAGAUAUGUCAAUCGUUACCGUGGAAAGUCAAAAUAAUAGGAAUACUGCACAGGUUAAAAGGAAGUUAGAGUUACAAAGCAGUAGCAGUGGAUCCAUGAACUCAUACUUGAUGUCAGAAUCUCAAAUUCAACAACUUCAAACUCAAAACUUUGUAAAUAAUUACAACAAGCCUCCAUCAUUCAAGUCUCCACUAAAGAGAGCUAAGAGCGUCUCCGAAAGAAAAGUUUUAGCAACAAACCCUCCGAGCCGGAAGCGAAAAAUGAGCACAGCUGGUUCUGUUGCUUCUGGGUCGCCAUCUGAAAAAUCAAGAUAUGACACUUCUCUUGGCCUGCUAACAAAGAGAUUUACCCAGUUAAUGCGAAAUUCUUCCGAUGGUAUUCUUGAUCUGAACCAAGCUGCUGACAUUCUCGCCGUCCAGAAAAGACGAAUAUACGACAUUACAAACGUACUGGAAGGAAUUGGUCUGAUUGAAAAACGUUCGAAAAACAAUGUGCAGUGGGUUGCUUGCCCAAACACAGAGUCGGACCAUUCAAGUGAAAUCGAGAAACAAGAAACGCAGAACGAGGUUGAUGCUCUAAGGAACAAAGAAGAAGAACUCGAUCAGUUGAUCCGGAAACGACAAAUGGAACUUGAAAGAUUGUCCGAGUCAAAUACCGAGCAUUCAUAUGUGACCUACCAGGAUAUCAGAGGUAUCAAAAGCUUCAAAGAACAAAUUGUGAUUUGCAUCAAAGCUCCACAAGAUACAAAACUUGAGGUGCCCGACCCUGGAGAGAAAAUCCAGAUGUUAUUAAAAAGCACUAAGGGUGAGAUCGAUGUGUUCCUGUGUCCUGAUCCCCAGGACCAUAUUUCGCCUAAGAAAGAGCCAGUAGAGGGCGAUAGUGGGUUGUUGGAAUCGACCUCUGUAUCAGAUGGGAGUCAACGGCUAUCGGGAAGUCAAUAUGAGGAGAAUCGGCCCCUCUUUAUGCAAACCGAGGAUCAAAUGCCGUCAGAUGAAGUGGAUUCCGCAUUUAUUGAUGAAGAUUCAUUCAUCGCGCUUUCCCCAGCCAUGAACCCCGAUGAUUAUUUGUUUUCACUCGAUGACAGCGAAGGGAUUUCUGAGCUCUUUGAUAUGAACGCUACCUCGCUUAGUGGUGCUCGUACUUCAUAGCUAUUGUUACAUCACACACACGUCCUAUUGUUGCAUCUCAUCUAAAAUAGAAUUAAUUUCUUGUUUGUACUUUCAAAGUAGUUGUUUUAGUUGUGUUUUGUUUUUUUUCUUGCGUUAUUUCUGAGGAUUGAUAUUAAUUGUUGCAAAAUGCAUUUGCGGACCCCUUUUUUGCAUUUUCCCUCACAACCUGCAUUCAGUGUGUUUAAUUUACGCCUGCCAGUUUGAAAACAUUACAUUAUUGUCGCAUUUUCAUUUUACAACAAAAACGUUUUAACUGGAUGUAGUAUUGAUUAUUUUACCUCCUCUAACACCAACUAUCAUGGUGUAGUUUUGUAACUUUUGAAAGCGUAUUUAAUGACAAAAUGUUUCUAUAUUUUCUUUCAAUUUUUAACUACAACUGCCAAUUUUGAUACUGCCAUAAAUUUAGUUUGAUUCUUGAUUUCAGUACUGCCCAACUGGUAUGCAAAUUGAUUUGUAUGUUCAUGUCAGCAUUUUUACUUACGCAUUCUAUAUUUUUGCGGUCUAUUUUGUUUUCAAUCAUAGCGGAAAAUUUCAAUUUUUUUGGGAUCAAUUUUGAAAAGCAUGUUCGUUCUGUACAAAAUACAAACGUUAAGAAUGACA
This is a messenger RNA of Ciona intestinalis (vase tunicate), 1990 nucleotides long. NCBI's taxonomy places the organism in Eukaryota, Metazoa, Chordata, Ascidiacea, Phlebobranchia, Cionidae. The record is from RefSeq.